Molecule: messenger RNA, 471 nt
Organism: Saccostrea cuccullata (small rock oyster)
Lineage: Eukaryota; Metazoa; Mollusca; Bivalvia; Ostreida; Ostreidae
Exons: 1
Coding region: 1-471 (156 amino acids)
Source: RefSeq, a predicted model, not a curated record
AUGAAACAAACAAAAUUGAUUAUCCCAAAGAGUUAUAUUUUACUAUCUUUAAAAUUGGAACCCAAAGGUAUUUUGCUGAAAACAUCAGAUGCAUCUUCCCUUCUUCUGUUUGAUGAAAAUACCACUUCUACUGGAAGUUCUUUAGUGUUCCCUUUAAGAAAAUUGUCGAAUUCCUACAUCAUUUCUACAUUGACACCUUUUGAUGAUAGCCUCGACUCUGCAGCGCAAUUUGCUAUCGCGGCAACAAAAGAUGAUACACAAGUUUCUAUCACUUUCAAAAUGGAUGUGGACAGAAAAAUUGAAUACGAUGGACGAGCCUAUCGAAACGGAGAUGUGAUGCAUUUAACGAUGCAUCGACUUAGAACAUUCCAAGUUGUUGCCCACAAGGCGGAUCUAACCGGAACAACUAUUAGCGCGUCAUAUCCGGCGGCUGUGUUUUCGGGAAAUAAGUGCAACCGACUGGAUAUAUAG